This is a messenger RNA of Fusarium vanettenii 77-13-4, 1533 nucleotides long. RefSeq lists its product as uncharacterized. The record is from RefSeq and is a predicted model, not a curated record. Gene Ontology annotation, molecular function: protein kinase activity; ATP binding. Lineage: Eukaryota; Fungi; Ascomycota; Sordariomycetes; Hypocreales; Nectriaceae. Gene Ontology annotation, biological process: regulation of mRNA processing; protein phosphorylation; spliceosomal complex assembly. Bases 1 to 1533 code for a protein of 510 amino acids. The transcript has 4 exons.
AUGACCCACUCCCCCUCGUCCUCGUCGGUCGACGACGCCGCCGAAAAUACUGCAGAUGAGGAGGAUUCUGAGGAUUACUGCAAGGGCGGAUACCAUCCCGUUCAGGUCGGAGAGAAGUUCAAGGACGGAAAAUACACUGUUGUUCGCAAGCUAGGAUGGGGUCAUUUCUCAACCGUCUGGCUGUCCCGCGACAACACGAGCGGCAAGCAUGUCGCCCUCAAGGUUGUCCGUUCCGCCGCCCAUUACACCGAGACCGCCAUCGACGAGAUCAAGCUCCUCAAUAAGAUUGUACAGGCCAAGCCUGACCAUCCCGGUCGCAAGCACGUCGUGAGUCUGCUUGAUUCGUUUGAGCACAAGGGGCCACAUGGCACCCAUGUAUGCAUGGUGUUUGAGGUUCUCGGCGAGAACCUGCUUGGCCUUAUCAAGCGUUGGAAUCACCGCGGAAUCCCCAUGCCUCUGGUCAAGCAGAUCACAAAGCAGGUUCUCCUUGGUCUCGAUUAUCUCCAUCGCGAAUGCGGCAUCAUCCACACCGACCUUAAGCCCGAAAACGUCCUCAUCGAGAUUGGCGAUGUCGAGCAGAUCGUCAAACGCGUCGUCAAGCCCGACGCUGGCGACAAGGAGAACAACAGGAAUGGUCGCCGACGCCGGAGAACUCUCAUCACCGGCAGCCAACCUCUGCCAUCCCCCCUCAACACCAGCUUCAACCACACCAACCUCUUUCCCUCACCGAAUCCUCACUCUAGUCUUGCUGGUGUUUUGAACGAAGGCAAGACAUCAAAGGAAUCAUCUCCUAAACCAGGCGAUGACGCCCAGAAACAGCGAGAAAAGUCUGCCGACCUCUUGAGCCGUGAAGUUUCUGGCAUCUCUCUCGACAAGUCAAACUCACCAUCAGCGUCAACCGGCGAGAAGCGUAAAGCGGAGGAUGCCCACGCCUUUGACGUUAUCAGCGUCAAGAUUGCAGACCUGGGCAACGCCUGCUGGGUCAACCACCACUUUACCAACGAUAUCCAAACGAGGCAAUACCGGUCACCCGAGGUUAUCCUGGGUGCCAAGUGGGGUGCCAGCACUGACGUCUGGAGUAUGGCUGCGAUGGUCUUUGAGUUGAUCACGGGCGACUAUCUGUUUGACCCCCAGUCGGGCACCAAAUACGGCAAAGAUGACGAUCACAUUGCCCAAAUCAUCGAGCUCCUCGGGCCCUUCCCCAAGUCACUAUGCCUCAGUGGCAAAUGGAGCCAGGAAAUCUUCAACCGCAAGGGUGAGCUGCGGAACAUUCACAGGCUCCGGCACUGGGCUCUACCGGAUGUGUUACGCGAGAAGUACCACUUCAAGGAGGACGAGGCGAAGCGCAUCUCGGACUUUUUGACCCCGAUGUUGGAGCUGGUACCAGAGAAGAGGGCGAAUGCUGGUGGUAUGGCAGGCCAUCUGUGGCUGGAAGAUACACCUGGCAUGAAGGGGUUGAAGAUCGAGGGCUUAGAAGUAGGAGGCCGGGGCGAAGGCAUCGAUGGUUGGGCAACGGAGGUGAGGAAGAGAUAA